Molecule: messenger RNA, 483 nt
Organism: Diutina rugosa
Lineage: Eukaryota; Fungi; Ascomycota; Pichiomycetes; Serinales; Debaryomycetaceae
Exons: 1
Coding region: 1-483 (160 amino acids)
Source: RefSeq, a predicted model, not a curated record
AUGCCAUUAUACGAAUUACCCACGCCAGUGGUAACUCAUAUCCUUAAGCAAUUGACGUCUCCCUUAGACGUGGGGUGCUUCAUUAACGCCAUUGAGAACGAUGAACGCUACGUCCACCACUACCUCCAAUUGCUCCAACAACAAUUUCAGUUCAUCAAUGGUGCCAGUACUACCUCGGUAGUUGGUCUCGUGUUAAAAGAACACGUUGGCGUGCUUAUUCGGUCGCAAGAGGCUCCUUCAAGACGGUCGCUGGUGUACGCAGCGGUGAUCAUCACCGCUCUUAACGUGGUGCUUGCGUGGUUAUUUACCAAACUUGUUAUCAAUAUGGGCAUUUUCGCUUACCACGGCACCAAGUGGGCGAUGGACACGUUCUACCCCGUGUACGAGUACGGGGGGUGGAAGCUGGUGCUCGCGGUAGUGGUCGGGUUAGUGUCUCUCCCUAUCAUUGAAAUGAUCCGCAUCUCCCGCUACUCAACGUUUUAG